AUUAUUUUUGACAACAGUUAGUUAUAGGCUCAGAGUUAUAGAAAUAGGACAGUUGACAUUAGUAUUGAUAAGCUCUUGCUAAUAUUUUGUUUUUAGCAGACUCUUAAUUAUUUUAAUAUUAACCUAUAAAAACAUAUAGGUAAAUGAAACACGAAGUAUAAAUUUAUACUUACCAAAUACGAUCUGAUAAGGUCACGUUUUGUGUUCCAAAAUCAAUGAUAACACUGAAUUAGACACCUAAAUAAAUAGUUAUAAAAGGCUUUCAAUCUUAUAAGAAUAAAUUAGGUGAAUUUGGAUCAUUGAAAUACUUCUAUGUUAUUAACGCUUUGUUGUAUUUAACUCAAUAUUAUGAAAAAUAUAUUUAAAGUUAUAAAUUCUAUCCAGACUCAUUUGAUAACGUGGGGCGAUCCUUUUGACUGUAGCGGUCAAGAUGUAAUUAUAUGCGUUACGGGUAAUCCAGGUGUUACAGACUUUUACAUAGAAUUUGGCACAGCACUACAUGAGAAUACUGGUCUGCCUGUUUGUGUUAUUGGUCAUGCUGGCCAUGAAGAAGUUCCAGACAAGAAAUCAAAUAUGCUGCAAGGUCAAGAAAAUUUAUUUAAUCUAGAAGGUCAAAUCGAACACAAGUUGGAUUUUAUCUACAAUUACGUUGAUAAGCGUAGUAACAUGCAUCUUAUAGGUCAUUCUAUCGGGUCAUGGAUGAUUCUAGAAGCAUUGCAAAAACAUAGUAAUUUAAUUAAUAGAAUUUCAUCAAUCAAUUUGUUAUUUCCUACUAUCCAACAUAUGGCAGAAACGAAGAAUGGUAUAUUUUUGAAUAAUUUCAUAAGGAAUUUUCAUACAAUUGCGUUGCUUGUUUUUACAUUAGCUUAUAUGUUACCUAAUUAUAUCAAAUCACUUCUAAUUAAAAUCUAUUUAAAAUUUAAUUCUCUACCUUUACAUUACGAAGAAAGAAUUCAAAAAUAUUGCAAUCCAAGAGUCGGUGAGAAGGUGCUUUUUUUAGCUUAUGAUGAAAUGGACAAAGUAACAUCUUUAAACAAUUACAUAAUAGAAAAAAUUAAACACAUGACAAACAUUAUUUAUAGUAAUCAUGAUGGUUGGGUGCCAGUCAAAUAUAUGGAAGACCUAAAAUGUUAUCAACCUUAUCUUCAAAUGAAAGUAGUAAACAUUGACCAUGCCUUUGUUUUGAAGUCUGCAGAAAUUAUAGCCGAAAUGGUUUCAGACUAUAUUAAAUUAAAGCUUAAUAAAUAGUCUGGGCUAGACAUUACCAUAGAGUGAAUAUCGUGUUAGGGAAACUAGGUAAUUUAGAUAGGUGUAUAUGUUUAAAUAAAACGUGAAGUGGUUAUGUGUGGUUAAACACUCAUACAUACAGAGUAGUAUUUUGUGCAUACUGUCCACUUUUUUAGUAGAGAAGGAAUUUGCUAAUAGGGGUAAUUGGGGAAAACUUGCACUUCGGGUAAUCUUUAUAGAUAUUAUGAUCAUACUAUGAAACACAGCUACAAAGUUGCUGAUUCAAGCUAGUUUUGUGCGACUGUGAACUGGCUCGUCGUAAGAGCCAAAACAUCAGCAGUAUGAGUCUACUUGUAUAAUAUCUUCCAUAAUAUAGAUAAUUUAAACCAUACAAAUGUAUUUAUUAUCUUAUUUUCUUUAGAUAUAAUGUUCGUAAUAAUUCUAUACUUAUCUGUCUUGACUAAGAAGCCGCCAUUAAUUGUAUUUAAAUACAAAUAUAGUUUUA
Messenger RNA from Manduca sexta (tobacco hornworm), 1732 nucleotides. Its product is annotated as lipid droplet-associated hydrolase. The coding region runs from base 349 to 1248 and encodes 299 amino acids. The transcript has 2 exons. Lineage: Eukaryota; Metazoa; Arthropoda; Insecta; Lepidoptera; Sphingidae. The record is from RefSeq and is a predicted model, not a curated record. Gene Ontology annotation, biological process: lipid storage. Gene Ontology annotation, molecular function: lipase activity. Gene Ontology annotation, cellular component: lipid droplet.